Molecule: messenger RNA, 1044 nt
Organism: Colletotrichum godetiae
Lineage: Eukaryota; Fungi; Ascomycota; Sordariomycetes; Glomerellales; Glomerellaceae
Exons: 5
Coding region: 1-1044 (347 amino acids)
Molecular function (GO): oxidoreductase activity
Source: RefSeq, a predicted model, not a curated record
AUGCGCCCUUUCACCACCGUCGCUGCGGCCAUUAUCGGCCUGGCGGGCGUCCAGACAGUCGCUGGUGCCCCAUCAAAUCACACCAGCCCCGGGUGCUGUCGGAACCCUCUGAUCCGAUACGAAUGGCGACAACUAUCCUUGGAGCAGAGAUUAAGCUACAUCGAUGCUAUCAAAUGCUUGAUGUCUCUGCCGUCGGAAGGAAAUAAUUUGUGGCCUGGUGCAAAGACCCGGUAUGACGAUUUCCAAGGUAUGCACAUCUAUGUCACAGAACAAGUGCACUUCAAUCUGAGGAACAAAUGCUCCUACCAAGGAACACUACCCUACUGGGACUUGAGUCUUGACAACACUGCGGAAAGUUUCGUCAACUCGCCAAUCUUUGACAAUACUUACGGAUUCGGCGGUAACGGGCCAUAUGUCGAGGAUAUCAGUGAUGACGAGGAGUUCCCGAUCAAGACCCCCACGGAAAUUCCGGGAAGGAGUGGAGGAGGUUGCGUCCAGGAAGGGCCAUUUGCGAACCUCACGGUUCCUAUGGGUCUUGGCUCCUCACUUGAACCGCAACCCCAUUGCCUACGUCGAGAUUUCAGUCCCACCCUCGUUGCCAGUGCCCUGAGAGACGAGAUUAUUGACCGUGCGCUCUCUGCGCCGACCUAUGGUGAAUUCAACUCUCACAUUCAGGGCUACAGUUUCGAGUUCGACGGCCUGACUCUCCACGCGGGCAUGCAUCUUGGCAUCGGCGGUGCUGUUGGCGAAAAUGCGGACAUGUACUCCUCCCCCGGCGAUCCACUCUUCUACUUUGUCCACGGCGCACUGGACAAGAUCUGGAACGACUGGCAGCGGCGAGUGGUCGUAGACUGGCCCGCGCGUAAAACCGCCAUUGGCGGGCCGGACACCAUGUUCGCGUACCCGUUCAACUUCUUCGGUGACGUGCCGUACGAGAACAUUACGCUGCAGUACCCUCUCAAGUAUCCCAACUUUGGAGAGGAUAUCCCCAUCAGCGGUGUGAUGGAUAUCCAUGGUGGUCCGUUUUGCUACGAGUAUAAGUAG